GCGAAACAAAAAGGCGUAAAGCCAAGGUCCUCGUAUUCAUUUGCAUUCAUCUGGGCAAUUUUUCCCGCCAAAACUCUUUCUGCAGAGGCAGAGAGUGAUGGCUUCCUCCAGAACCCUUAUGGAUCUAUUCCAACCCGCAAAGCGUCUGAAGCUAUCCUCUUCGCCGGAUCCCUCCAAACCGCAACAACUCAGUCCUUUCAAAGUGGCAAAAACUCUAUCUAACUCAUUAUCCUCCACUCCUGAAUCUGAAUCUUCCCGGCUCAUCCCCGACUCUAAUCCUUCCGGCCUUACCCCCGCGCAAAAGUCGCGUAUGGAAUUCAACAAAUUCCUUGCGAAAUCCAAGCGUAAUAUCAAAAUCUGCUCACAAAGAGUCGUCAAAUCCACAGCCGAGGGUGUAGGGUAUGUGCGAUUGGAAGAGCUCUUGGUGGAGGACUCGUGGUUGGAAGCCCUUCCCGGAGAGCUACAGAAGCCGUACGCGAAGAGCUUGCAGAAAUUUGUUGAAAACGAGAUCAGCGCUGGCAGGGUGCCGAUAUAUCCACCACAACAGCUUAUUUUCAAUGCUCUUAACUGUACUCCAUUUGAUCUAGUUAAGGCUAUCAUUAUUGGCCAGGACCCUUACCAUGGACCUGGUCAGGCAAUGGGUCUCUCAUUUUCGGUGCCAGAAGGAGUGAAGUUCCCUUCUAGUCUGAUGAACAUAUUUAAGGAACUUAAGCAAGAUCUGGGUUGUUCCAUUCCAUCUCAUGGAAAUCUGGAGAAAUGGGCUGUACAGGGUGUUCUCUUGCUCAACACUGUUCUUACAGGUAAUAUCCUUGAUAAAACUCACUUGCAAUCUAUAUCCUCACUACAUUAUCCAAUGGGGAGCUUGAAUAUGUGA
Messenger RNA from Carica papaya (papaya), 874 nucleotides. The record is from RefSeq and is a predicted model, not a curated record. Lineage: Eukaryota; Viridiplantae; Streptophyta; Magnoliopsida; Brassicales; Caricaceae.